This is a messenger RNA of Gadus morhua (Atlantic cod), 2932 nucleotides long. RefSeq names its product protein FAM111A. Gene Ontology annotation, biological process: DNA replication; proteolysis. Gene Ontology annotation, molecular function: serine-type peptidase activity. The transcript has 3 exons. NCBI's taxonomy places the organism in Eukaryota, Metazoa, Chordata, Actinopteri, Gadiformes, Gadidae. Gene Ontology annotation, cellular component: nucleus; chromatin. Bases 232 to 2133 code for a protein of 633 amino acids. The record is from RefSeq and is a predicted model, not a curated record.
CGGCAGAGUCCCGCCUCCCGCUACCUCAGAUGUUCGACCUGAGAUCGCCUGCAAACGCAACCGUCUUCACUCAACUCAGUGGCCAAGCAGCAGUGAGAACAUCUUUCUUUAUUCUCAGCACAGCAAGAACUUCAUCAAGCUUCCGGACCGACUCGAGCGCUUUCUAAACGUGGGACUACAAAUACGUUUUUCAGUUCUCUCAUACCAGCGGACCGCAGCCUCCUGGAGAUAAUGGAAGUGAAAAAGGAAAUGGAUGAUGAAUACUGUGGGAAACCGGAGGGAAAGGCCAAAGAGCUGCAUGGACAUCAAUUUUCCUUUAAGUUUGAAAACAAAGAUGCAGUUUACGAUGUUGUCUGCAAGCAGGAAGGAACUAUCUACGAAUCACUUCAGAACAGUGAUGUGUUUAAAGAGAAUGCUUCCGUAAACCAACACAAAGAACUUGUUAUUUUACAUAGACCUAAAAAAGCUAUUGGUUCACAUUUUCCAUGCCACAAAUUGACUAAACUUGAUAAACUUGAUAUGAAACCCCUGACUAUUGCGUACAUCAAGAAGGAAGCAAAGAACAAGACACCUACCACAAGCAGCAAGGAUAAAAAAGAAAAUCAUGGAGAGUUUGUAACAUUUGCUGUAAAAACAACUGGAGGUAUUAACAUUCUUUCUAAGGUUAUGAAAAAUGUUGGGCUGAGAAAGAGAGUGGAUGAGGUUAUUUUGUAUGGAUACAAAGGUCAAACAAUCAGAGAAGCUCUGGUGCAAGAUGCACGUUUUAGUGACGAGGUAUUGCAAAACCGCUCUAACAAUUAUUUUCUGGAGGAUACAGAGGAUGGUAGUAACAAGCAACUGUCCCUUCCUAUAGAUUAUCUUGAUGGUAAAUGUUUCAAGAUAACAAAACCAAAACCGCAAGUAUCCCUUGGUGCUGCAAACCAUGAUGCACCACAGGAGGCAACAUCAAGUAAGACUGCAAGCUCGAACAGUCCAACAUCACUGCAAAAGGGGAGACAUCAGCCAACCCCAAGCACCAGCCAUCAGCCAUCCCCAAACAAGAGCAAUCAGCAAUCCACCUAUCAGCCUAUACCGAACUCUAAGGACCUGUUGCAACUCCUUCGUUCUCAGUUUAAAGAUCUUGUCGAAGUAAUGAUAGGACGCCAGAAUCCUACUCCUCAAGCUGUCAAAAAACAUCUCUCUCAAGAGUUUGGGAAAAGGACAGAGCUUUGCCAUGAGGUGAGAGCAAUGAGGAGGUUUCUAGAGCUUGGUGAUUCUGUUUGCCAGGUGAGAAUAGAUGACUCGGCAGCAGGGAGUGGCUUUCUUCUAUAUGGAAAGUACAUCCUAACAAACGCACACGUAGUCCUUGAUGAAGCAAAAAGAGAAAAAAGGGAAAACAUAACUGUUAUUUUCUCCUAUGAGAAACUUUCAGACAUCCAUCAGUCAAUGGGUGUGGAGGUCGUUGCCGGUGUCUCUAAUGUUGACGAUGAAGGCCACAAGCAUGAUUGGGCUUUGCUGGAGGUCUCUGGUGAUCAAAAAAACGGACCAAUAAAGGCAAAGCCUCUACUUGAGCGCUUGGGACCGGUUACUGAUAGUGGUCAGAUUUGCAUCAUCGGGCACCCGGAAGGGAAGGUCAAAAAGAUAGACCCAUGCUUCACAAUCUCUCAUUCUGAACGUGGGCAAAAUACUCUGUUUUUAACUAGCAAAUACACAAAUUCUCCAGAGCCAAUGGAUAAGAAGAUACAUACCUAUGAGAGCUGCUUUUAUUUUGGCUCAUCUGGCUCACCUGUCUUUGAUAUCAAUUUCAAAGUUGUAUCGAUGCACAGUGGGGGGUUCCCCGACGAGAAACAGGGUCAUCUCCUUGAGUAUUCACAUCCCCUGUCACUCAUUAUUGAAGAACUCCUUAUUCAGAUAUUGAGAGAUAAAAAAGUGGAUUUGCUGUUGGCAAUGGACACCUGUGACAUUCCCCCAAUGGUGAAGGAUAUGUUCAAGAAAAUAUUGAGUAAUAACAAAGGAUUGGUCUGGACAGAAGAGGAAAUUAUUAACCUCUGUGAAGGAGACCAAGCUUGUACCAAUACCGAACUUCUAAAGGAUUUUUUUAGACUUUACUCACAGAGAGAUGAACCCACGGAACCAGAAGCUAUGGUCUUUUAGCUUUACUUUAGUAAACCUCUACUUUGUAUUAUGCAUUUCCCUCAUACAAAAAUAGUCAAAUACAAUUGUAGCCGUUUACUCUUUGCCACUCCAUCUAGGUGGCUGUCCCUCCGCCUAGAUUACGUUACUGGGCUCAAUCCACACAAGAACAAAGGCAGACGUUUAAACCAGUUUAGUGUAGUUUGAGCAAUAUUAUGUGCAGAGCAGGUGCUCCAUGCUGCCAUGUCAGAGAUGUACUCUGAGGCUGUGGGGUGAUGGCUGACUCUUCCACUUAAUCUCUCAAUCAGUCAUCACUCUUCCACUUAACCCCAACCCAUACAUUGUAUAUGUUUUGAAAGGUUUUAAAUGUUUUGUGACUUGGUACCUUUUGUAAGAGUGGAUUUUUAUUUUUUUAUAUCAAUUCACAAUAAGGACUUAUUUCAUAACUUCAAUAGUUCAAUCUUUUUUUUUUUUUUUACUAUUAUAUGCAUUGUACUGCUCUUUCUGCAUUCCUAUUCAAAGUUUUCACUUUUAUGCAAUUUUUGUUAUGCAUGUUAUUUUAGAGUGCAAAGUUGAAACCAUAGUUUUAAACACUAAUAGUGUUGUAAUAAAUAUGGGAUUUUUACUGUUUUUAUUUCAUUUAAAUAAAUGUAUUUAAUUUAUACCUUUCCUUAUUUUACAUCAAACAAAAUGUUAAAUAAUUUGAUAUAAUAUCAUAGUGCAUACAUGUUGCAAAACUCUUACUGUUCUGUACCAGUUUUGUUAAUUAGAAAAUGUAUCAUUUUGUAGAAAAUGGAAAUUAAAAGUCCUACGAAAAUUC